AUGGCGAGGAGGGAGCCAAAGGGGCGCAGGAUCCCCAGCAAACGGCAGCGGAGCCGGGAUCGAGAGAUCUUCACGAAAAAGCAAGGCAGGGGUUACGAUAGUGUCAGGAAACCCACGGCGCCGGCCUUUCUGGGCCAAACGCACACAAAAAACGGGGAGGGGGGCGGGUGGAAGAAAGGAAGUCGCGAGUUCUCCAGAAAAAAAAAUAUGAAAAAAAUGAACUUGGCUCUCCAAGGAGAAGGCAUGACUCCGCCGGUGUAUUUAUGGCACUUGAAAGCAGCCGGGCGCUGCAGCUUGAGUGCGAGGGAGCAGGCUCAAGUAGUUGCUAGCUCGCCAGGCCAGCGCGCUGGAUGGAGAGCUAAGCUGACAGCGCCUGCCUGUCUCGCGCAAAGCCCCUCCAGCUGCCUCUCCCGCUUCAUUCCAGCACACGGGAGGCUGGGGCUCUUUUUCGCUCGCUCGCUCGCUCGCCCCCGCCCCCCACUCGAGCUCGAGCCGCCGCGCAGCCUCCCCAAUUGCGCGCCCAACAACUUGAGGCAGGUGCGCGCCCCGCGGGAAAUCCUCGGGGACGGGGCGGCGCUGCGACGGGCGGAGGCGGGGGCUCGCGCCGCCUCUCCCGGCGCCCCGAAGUGCUGGAGGAGCAAGUUUGGUUCUGGGGCGGCGGCGGCAGCGGCUCGGCUCGGGCAGGGGGGGUCCAGACUGAGCCCUUCCGCGGACGCCCGUCCGUCCCCAGCCGCCGGCCGGCGCCAGGGCUCGGCGCGCCCGAGCGCGAGGGGCGCGGGAGUGCGUUGCGAGCGCCCAAAAAGCCUCCGGAGCGAGGGGAGGGGAGCGGGGAGGGAGACGGCGGGCGCAUGCGCCUGGGCCGAUCGAGCCAUAUUGGAUAUGAGGCGGUGAGCGGAGCGCCGGCGAGCCUUGCCCGAGCCCCGGCAGCGGCGCGGGGCUGGAAAAACUCCCCGCAGGUAAGGCGGGGGCGGGAUGCGGGGCCUCGCGGGUCGGGGGGCGCCCGCCGCAGCUGCUGGGCGCGUUUUGCUGCGUGCGCGGCCGCCGGAAACGCUUUUUUCCGGCUCCUGAAGUUUGAUGCGGGAGACGGCGAGGGAGGGCGGUAGCAGCAGCAGCAGCCAGGCGAGCGGGAGGGGGAGCGAGCGAGUGGCGAGCGCUUCGCUCGGAUGUGCAGCCGGGAGACGCCGCCGCCGCCGCCGCCGCCGCAGCAGUACGAGCGCCAACUCCGCGCGCGCUUCUCGCGCUCCGCGCAAAUUCCCGCGACGCGGGAGAAAGGCGCUCUGCGCCCGCGCACCUCCGGGCCCGAAAGGGGGCGCCUGCCCGCCUGCCGUUUCCCUUCGCAUUUGUUUUCCUGCUGUACUUGUGAAAAGUUCCUAGGCGCAGAGCACUGGAAGGUGCUCCUUCUCCCUCUUUUUUUUGGGGGGGGGGUGUUGCCCGUUAUUGUGUGCGCAAGGAAAGCCAAGCCUCUCCUUCCCUCGCCUUGGUUUCUGGAAUCUCUGGCUGGGCGAUUGAACGUUGUUGAUGCACUUUCUUUUUCUAACUUGGGUGGGUUAGAGGAAAAGUCAUUUCAAGGGAACUUCUGAACUUUUGAGGCCAUGUGUUUUGUCUUUGCCGAAGUGGCGUUUGACGUGGUGGUGAUGGUGAUGAUGAUAAAAGCGUUAUUAUGAUUAUUAAUCUUCUCUAAAAUGGCUUCAUUUGGAAAAGAUGAGGCCUUCUUAAACAAUUGGGCUGUGGUUCUCCCCCAUCCUCCCCCCCUCCCCUUAGCGGCGAAGUGAUCUUUCAACCCAAGCGCAGGGGAACUCCGUCGGGAGCGCACACUUUCUCUGAAGACCGCUACGCGGUUUGCUACCCAUCUGCGAUGUUGAUGGCAGUUGCGAGCUCCUCGCAACAACCUGGCCCCAUAAAUCGCGACUUUUUUUUGUGGGUGGGGGAGGAAGGUGGGUCGGAUCGGCAGCUGGUGUCCGCCGUUGUUUUGAUUGCGCGUGAUUACAGUGCCACCAAAUUACACUCCGCGGAGCCCCUUUGCCGGUGCUACUGAUGCCUCCUCCUGUGGGACUCUACUUUCAGUUGAAAAACAACUCUACUCCUGUACCCUUUGCUUUCUUAGUUUCCAUUCUCUGCUCUUCUGCCCUCCCUUUCUUAAGACUCAAGAACGCAGGGGCUUCAUUGCCCUGUAGCUGAGGAUGCACCUGAACCCAUAAAUCCUAAAUGAGGGAUGCACACUACAGUUGGCUGCAGUGGAAAGGAGAAGGAGGCCUUAAUAAAUUUGAGUCAAGUUGGGGAAAUGCUCUUACAGUCAAUGAGGGGCUUGUGCAGGAAGGACAGUUUGGGAAUUGACUCCAUUUAGAUGCAUUUCUGUGCAUGAAACUGUGGAAUCAUCUUACCUAAUGAAAAAGAAAGAGGAGUCCAGAACUUAGACUUUUACAGUUUCUCUCUUGCAGGGACAGGCAGUUAAUCCGCUCUUUAAAAGCAGCUCUAUUACUAGGCCUCUCCUAGGCCGGAGUGAUGUCUAUUUAAUGGUCUCACGUGGGUUUCGUGGAAUGAUUAUAUCUGCUUUGGAGAGAAAUUUGCUGUCAUAAAAAGCGUGUAAGAGUCUGUAACAUUUAGGAUUCAUAGCUUUGCCUCUACCUUUAUCCACUUGGAAGUAAAACUCUGAUAUAAAACUCUUUACUGAUAAGACUGUGGCGCUAGGUUGGUCCUGUUACUUCUGCCUCUUUCUCUGGACUUACUACUGCUGGGAGGGAGGCAGAGGUUACCGUGGCAAACAUUUCAGUAAAAUAGAAUGUAAGGUGCACAACUUUAACAUUCAUGUAAGAACUGAUACAUUCUGUCCACUGACUUAUAGUAAUAGCUGUUACUGUUAUGCAUCAGGCUAAGCUAUUUGUACUGCACAUGCUGGUGAGAACAACGCUAAGCUUUUUAAAAAAUACAGUAUAUCUUAGUUCAACACAGUACCUCUCAUAGAUGGAAGCUUUUAAAAAUCCCAUUUUCCUGUAACAAAAAUACACAUUUACCGGUAAUAUUUGAGCAACAUGCAGUUACAGAAUAUGGACAUCACCCAAGUUGGUUAGGCUUGGCAUCUUAGAGUAAUGUCACAUGAGCACACCAAAUGUGUAGUGUGGUGUCGUGGUUAGUGUCUGACUGGAUGUGGCAAACCAGGGUUCUAAUCCCCAUUCAGCAGUGAAGCUCACUGGGGUGACUUUGGGCCAGUCACUGUCUCUGUCUAACCUACCUGUCAGGGCUGUUGUGAGGAUAAAAUGAGAAGGGGAGGUCAUGUACAGCACACUGAGCUCCUUGGAGGAAUAGGUGGUAUAGAAAUGUAACCAGUAAAUAAACUUUGUUUCACUAAACACAGAUGUACACUGGCCACAAAAAGCAGGGCACUCAGUUCCCUGUUAUAUUCACACACAGUGCAGUAGACACCUGUAGCUUUGUGUUAACAUUAAUUUAUGAUACACACGAAGAGACUGUAAAACUUCAAACCACAUUACAGUACAUGGAAAUUGUCCAAAUGUCUUUAAAGGGAAUUUGUCUCUGGAUACUGUGUUUAGUCUGGGGCUUAACAAGAAAAGUUUAGAUUGGUUCUUGAACUCUUUGGGCAGCAAUGAGUCAUCCAUGAGUAGUUUAUAUUUUCAGGAUUGACUAUAGUAGAGGCAGUAACCAGACUAGGAUUCCUGCAAAACUGUUGUCGUAUACCAUGAUAGUUCAAUCAGGUCAGGUGUAGCGCUCUGUGUAGGCCUCAUUCCUAAAUGCAUCUAUAUACAUCAUGUGAUCAUACAUAAAAGUCAUUUCACAUGUGUGUUACAGCUCUUCCUAGAUUGUGUCAUUUCACACUGGAAGUGUAGGAAUCACAUGUUUCCUCUUGUGUUUCCCCCCCAAAGCCAAAACAAAACAUUUUAAUGUUGAGAAUGACUUUAAACUUUUCCUUUCCACAGCAAGUACAGGAAUGUGUUUUAUUUUGGUUGUGGGUAUGCCGUGCUUUUCCCUCUCCCAUUUGGUGAAAAGACUUGUAGCACAGGAAGGGCUGGAUUAAAUAUUAUCCCUGCCGAAUAGUGUUAUUCCUGUAUGCUCAUGUCUCAAUUAGGACCCAUGGACAGCAGAGGCAUAAGAGGCAGUUAAGAAGUGAGGUGACAGCAUUGUUGAAAUCUUAGCUUGAAUGCUAGAAAGCUGUCAACUCCUUCACCUACAGGAAGGGCUGCACUAUCUGUAAUCUGUGCACAUUUGGGUUGUCACUUAAAAGGUAAAGGUACCCCUGACCGUUUGGUCCAGUCAUGGACGACUCUGGGGUUGCGGCGCUCAUCUCACUCUAUAGGCCGAGGGAGCUGGCGUUUGUUCUCAGACAGCUUCUGGGUCAUGUGGCCAGCAUGACUAAGCCACUUCUGGCGAACCAGAGCAGCGCACGGAAAUGCCAUUUACCUUCCCGCUGGAGCGGUACCUUUUUAUCUACUUGCACUUUGAUGUGCUUUUGAACUGCUAGGUGGGCAGGAGCUGGGACCGAGCAACGGGAGCUCACCCCAUCGCGGGGAUUCGAACCGCCGAUCUUCCGAUCGGCAAGCCCAAGGCUCUGUGGUUUAGGCCACAGCACCACCCGCGUCCCGGGUUGUAUCUAACUGGGGUGUAAAUAUGCCUUCAGAUAGGGAACAGAUUUAACUAUUGCACCUAUGCGAAGUAUGUGUGAAUUUUAUGAAGAGAGUUUAGAAUAAAAAUAAGAGUUCAGACUCAGUUUCUCCUAUUUAAGGAAUUAAUCCACUUUCAGAGUAGUGUUUACCUUGAGACUUCUUGUAAUUCAGAUUGAACGAUAGGCGUAUAAUCUUAUUUCUCAGUACUUCUGUGACCUGGUUCACAGACAUCACAUUAAGCCACAGUUAAAAUAAACUAUGGUUUAUGGUGAAUAAGCAGUAGUUUGUUUGGGGGAAAACAAACUAUGAGUCUGGGUUUUAAAGCAAGCCAAACCAUGGCUUGUGUCCUGGCACGGAUGGGAGAGGAGUGAAGAGCCUGUGAUUUCAGCAAUGCUGUUUCACAUUAUGUGUGAACCAGGCCUUAGACAACAACAGAGGGAUGCUGUUCAGUGGAUAUAAAGCGGCUCCUGCUUCAGCCUGAAGUGAAAUGGAGAGGGCAGUUCAUUUCAAUUUCAGGCUUUCCUGAUGGAUUAAUUAGUGUACUAAAAGGUGAAAAAGAAUUGAAUUUAUUCUCAUUGAUUCUGUGUAUUUGUGUGUUGGGUGACACUAUGUUUAUGUGACAGAACAACUUCAGGAGUGGGAAUGACUCUGAAGCUUACACUGGAUUUCUCUACAGGGCAAACCUUGCUUAAAAAUGAGAUGAGCUGGGUAAACAAAGGUACCUAACUUAGUAACUGAUCCAUAAUACUUCCUUUCAAAUUGCAGUGUGGAAUUAUCUUCUUUUAUUAUUAUUAUUAAUCCUUAGCAAAAAAAUUGUUUGAAUAGUUCUACUACAUUGAAUAGUUCUACUACAUGUGGAGGACAUGCUGAAGAGAGGAUGUAGAACGUAUUUUUACAAGAAAAUGAAAAUUAAUCUAUUUUCCAUAGGAAGGUACCAGUUUUAUUCAAUAUUAGGGGGGGAAACAAGUUUUUUUAAUCAAAAGGUAGAACCUUACCAAGUUUUGAAUGUGAAAGCUUUAUGACAGAUAUAGGCCCAGUUCACAUGGCUUAGUGCGAAUGAGCAAACACCCGGUCCUCAUAGAGGAGAUUGCAGCCACUUUGUAGUGUUGCACUGCACUAAGCAAUGGUUAAACUUAGUGUGUUGUCUGCUGCGCUCCAGGCAAACCAUAGUCAAGGUUUGCAGCUUGUGGUUUGUCUGGGAGGGCCAAAUUCCAAUUCUGGGCCAACACUAGGCCAAAACUGUGGCUCAGUGCAGCUGUGAAACAAUCAGGGGAGAGGAAGAAAGCAGCCAUAAUCUCUCCUGGAGACUGCGCAUUUGCUUAUUUGUACUACGUCAUGUUUUGGCUUCAGGAAUGAUGACAUGGAAAGAGUUUGGUUUUAUUCUGAAAUUGAUUUCUCCAUUGGUUUAAAAAUAAACGUGUGCUAAACUGUUGCUAUUGUUAAUUCCUUGCAUUUUCAUAGCUUGUUCAGUUUGAAAUUGCAGCUCUUUAGACUAUCAUAAUACUUGUCUGCAUCAGAAAAGUAGUGCUGUUGCUGGCUAUUAUUCAGCAGCUUCAUGGCAGAUCUGGGAAUAAAAACGAAACUCUUUAUUUUAAUCCUCAAAUAAGACUUUUAAAAUGAAUUGAGCUAAACAGAUCUAUUUCUUCCAGGUGGCUUGAGAGGCGCACAGUGAUGAUUAUUUAUUACAAAUAUCUACUAUGAUAAUCCACUGUAAUGAAUAAUUUGCAUUGCCUCAGAGUAGAACUCCAGCUCAUGAAGGACAAAGAAAAAUAAAAUUCAGGAAACUGUACUUUCAUUGUAUGUACUUGAAUGCUAGGAAGCUCCCGUAUGCUAUGACCUUGCUACAGAAUGGACAUAAAAGAUAGAAAUCUUCAUGAUUAUUCAGUCUUCUAGUCAAUAUAAAAAUGCUGUUAUUCCAAUCCUUGGGUAUUGACAGUGCAUUUACCAGUACUUCCAUGGGAGAAAGUUGAAGCUGCUUCAUGUGUUUUUUCCCCUGUCAGAGGAGAAAGGGGAUGUAUUGUGAUAGCAUAAAAGUCUGCAGGGUCCUUGAAUAAUGUUUACUACAGCAUGUACCGACUCCCUGGGGUCUUUCAGGCAAUUACACUAGCGCAAAGUCCCUUGUCUGAAUGUAACUGUUUCUUUGCCCAAGCUCUCUUCGUUUUUUUCACUUUGCCUCCAGGGAGUUUUUCCCCCUUUACAAUGGGAACCUCACCUGUGCAGGAACAGGUCAAAAGGCAUUCAGUGAAGAUAGCCGUACAUAAUCUUAUGUAUACCGACUUGUUGAAUAGUGUGCAGCUUCAUCAUUAAAGCAGUUAUCAUUGGCUUAAGGGUGUCUUUUUCUGACUUGAGAGAGAACUGGAGGUUUUUAGCGGCUCUGCCAUUUCUUUCAGAAAUAUGUUUCUACUUCAGUAUUCUGUACCUAAAGUUUUGACAAAGAUCAAUGGCUAGAAGAACACACGGUAGCUUCUGUAAUAUGUGCAUUCCAGACUUCUGACUCGCAGUGUAGGAGCAAGCUGAUCUUUCUUUAUGGAUGAUAAAUUGUAGGGGGAAGUUUAGUGUUGUCUUCCAUGAAAUUAAAUUAUGUGAACAAUUAAAGAGAAUAUUUUGUGCCAGCCCUAAAAGCAUAGGAGGUGUUCAGGUAUUGUGCAGAUGAGAAAUGAUGGCUCAGGUUGCCCAAUAAAUGAAAGCAAGUGUCUGAUAAGAACCAGGAUUGUCCAUUAGAUGGCUUUUUAAACUUGGACCUGGCUGUACGCAUUUAGAUCUCUGCAAGAUGUGCUUAUGUAGUGAAUGGGAAGAAUAAAAAAAUCAUAGAAUUGUUGACUUGGAAGGGGUCCCAAAAGUCAUCUUGUCCAACCCCCUGCAAUGCAGGAAUCUUUUGCACAAAAUGGGGCUCAAACGCACAACGACCCCGAGAUUAAGCGUUUUAUGCUCUACCUGCGGAGCUAUGGGCAUGCUAGGUGAGUUUGAACCAGUCACCCAUCUUUCAGCCUCAAUUUGUUAAGCAUAAAAAAGCUCAUAUAUUUUUGUUGUAGGAAUGAAAAAUAGUAGCUACAACUCUGUACUUCUAGGAGAAAAGGAGUGCUGUAGGACCUUAAUUAGAUAGGUCCAGGAAUGGGAUGCAGGGCUUAGUCGGAAUUAAACUUGGCUCAAAUUAAGAGUGGAUUUGUACUUUAUAAGUACAUAACUUGUUAUUUUUCAAAGUCAGAAGAGACAUAUAAUCCAUGCACACACACAGAAUGUUAAGAGAGAAUAUGAUUUUAAUACAGUACUAGGGUUCCUUUUCCUCUGUUAACUAAACUGUUCAAUAGAAUUAGCAAUAGUCAAUGCAAGUAAUCCCUGCUGGGCGAUUGGCACUUCAUUCUGAUUAGACUGUUAAACUAUAGUUCUGCACCCACUUAUUUUUGUAGAAAUCUCUCAUUUCAGUGGCUUUGUAGGCCUACUACUGGGUACCGUAUUAUAUUUACUACACACUGCUGCUUAACUUCUGUUAGUUUCAAUGGAGCUUACAAACCCUCCCCCCCAUUGAACUGAAUGGAGGCUGAACGGCUGCAGUAUCUGGUGGAUUGAUUCCUUGAUUGUUAAUGGUUGGCACUAGAGUCCUGAAUUAAUCUUGGCAGUUUAUUGUGGUGAAAUGGAUCAUUGCUAUUCCUUUGCAUUCUAGGCCACCCUUGAUAAGAUCUUUCUGGUUUAGAAGAUUAAUAGUUUGUCCUUGUUCACUUAAUCAGUUUUCAUUUAUUUGCUGUUUAUUCUUUAGGACACUCCUUUUCCUUUAUGGAGCUGAAUAAACCAUUUUUCAUUAGCGAAAUCGGUUAUAAGGAAUUCCCAUUAUAGCAAAUAGCUGAAACUGAUAGUAUCUCAAAAUGAUGUGGCUAUUAAAAAUGCUUUGAUAUUUUCUUUGUGUUUUGGUGAUGAAAGAUAGAGGAGAUGAAUUCUUGAUGAUCUAAUGAAACACUAUAUGCAGUGCUGGGCAAGCCUUAACGAGUAUUUUGGUAAAUUUGAAGUGAUGCUGCUCAGAUCCUUCCAGGAUGGAUUUUUCAGGAUCCAGAAAAUUUAUAGCAAAUAAAUACAGCUGUUCCUGAAUAGUUGAACUUAGUUUUUUUUGAUAAUCCUUUGCUUCGUCUCCCUGUGUGUAUCCCCAAGGCAGAUAAUGGGGUUGUCUGAUCUGGGUACGUGCAGUGAAUUGAGCACUCAGGGCCCAAACUACAUGUUAAUGUUAGCCUAGUUCCCCCCAGAUGCUUUGGGCUCAAGUUCCUCUCAGUUCCCUUUUGUGUGCUUCAUACUGGGAAUGUUUUUUUCUGGCAGAAGUCAGCAAUUGCAGGUACAGUGGUACCUCAGGUUAAGUAUUUAAUUCGUUCCAGAGGUCCAUACUUAACCUGAAACUGUUCUUAAUCUGAAGCACCACUUUACCUAAUGGGGCCUCCUGCUGCUGCUGCACUGCCGAAGCACGAUUUCUGUUCUCAUCCUGAAGCAAAGUUCUUAACCUGAAGCACUAUUUCUGGGUUAGCAGAGUCUGUAACCUGAAGCGUAUGUAACCUGAAGCAUAUGUAACCCGAGGCACCACUGUAGUGGUAUGGUUUGUAUUGGGACCUGUAGCAUUGGGAUCUAUAGCCAGUGUUAGAAACUCAGGUAUAUAAGCUAGGCGCCAAGUGGCACCUUAAACCUAGAUUACGGUCACCACAACAGAAUGUCUGUUUGCCAGGGGGUUGGACUAGAUGGCCCUCGGAGUCCCUUCCAACACUACGAUUCUGUGAUCUCAACUACAUUGCCUGACUAUAGCUUCCUCUUACAACAAUUCCCUUAUCCCAGUAUGCAAGAAGGAGAAACACACACAGAGGAAAUGGAAACGGUAUUAACUAUGGACUAAGGCAGUGAUUUUUAAACUCUGGUCGCCAAUCUGGUCCCCAGAAAUCUCUGCGUAGUCACAGUUGGACCUGCGAUAGUAGCAAAAGGCACCCGGCACCUGGCUAGUUUUGAACACUGGCUAUAGCAACUUUGUGGGGGAAGUGAUCUUCAGUGGAGAAAAGGGCAUGGAAAGGGCCAUAGUUUAGUGGUUCAUUGCCCAUGUGGACAAUUCAAAUCUGGAUUGACCAAUAGUCUGAUUCGGUAUAAGGAAACUUCCUGUGUUUGUUCCUAAAAUUUUAGCUCUGUUUCCUGUGCUGAUGCAUAUUGCUCCCCUGCCCCCUGUAGCUAUUGUUUUUAUCAAGGAAGAACAUGCCCAGUACUAUUUAUUUUCUUAUAUUUAUAUCUUGGCUUUCUUCCAUCAUAGAACCCAAGGCAGUGAACAUGUGGUUUUCCACUGGUCACUCAUCCACACACUGACCAGACUCACUUACCUUCAGCAAGGCUGUGGUCUCCUGUGCCUCCCUCAGACCAUACCCUGAGACCAGCAUGCAAUUUAACCCUUACAAUGCCUUUCAUAAGUGGUGAUGCACACACUUUCUUUAGUAUCUCCAUUUCAUGUUAAGCUGUUGGGACAUGUUGUUGUCUUUUUUUUAAAAAAAACAUCCUAUCAGGCCUACUUUAUGUUCAAACUUAUAAGACGACCGAGUACUUUCAGUACACUGAUCAUCUCUACGAACUCAUUCAUUGUUGUGCAACUAACAGUAUAGUGGUACCUCGGGUUACAUACACUUCAGGUUACAUAUGCUUCAGGUUACAGACUCAGCUAACCCAGAAAUAGUAGCUCGGGUUAAGAACUUUGCUUCAGGAUGAGAACAGAAAUCGUGCUCCAGCAGCGCGGCAGCAGCGGGAGGCCCCAUUAGCUAAAGUGGUGCUUCAGGUUAAGAACAGUUUCAGGUUAAGAAUGGACCUCCAGAACGAAUUAAGUGCUUAUCCCGAGGUACCACUGUAUUUUAAAUACGGACAUCAAAGAGGAUAUGUUCUUGUUGCCUGAUGGGAAAUUAUGGUUACUGCAAAAAGUAGCAACAAAACUGAAUGUUUACGUGUAGAAUAUCACAUCGUGCAAACAACUCCUGAGGAGGUCAGUAGCACAACUUGAUACACAGACCAGCUGCUGCAUUUGGAUUUCUACUGCAGUAGCAAAAUAACGAAGAUUUAGAGUAUUGUAUUCAAAGUACAGUACUCCAAUUUAGCUUGUUUGAGGAGUACAGCUUUGGUAGGCAUUUAGAAGAAUAGAAAUGAACUACACAAACUGUCUACAGAUCACUCGGCGUUUAACUGAAGAAGUGGUUCUGCAGUUAAUAGUACUUUUAAACUGAAAUAUUUAUUACAUAUUGUAUUUCAAUAAAUUUGCACGAAAACUCUGCGUCAUAGUGUAGUAUAAAGACAUAAAAGCUUAAUAUAACCCUUAAGUAUAUAUAAAUGAGUGGCCAUCUAAGUGUUUACUAGGGUUUACUUUGCUGAGCUUCAGCUGUUACUGCAUGGCAACAUCACAUAAAUCUCAGUAGAAAAAAAAAUCAUCAUCGUAGAAGCAUUCCCUUUAGAGUUUGGUAUAUAAUAAUACAUUACCAAGAAGGUUAAAUAUAAUUGCCUAGCAAAUAAUGGAGCAAGUGAUAGUGAAUAAAUAACUUCUUGCUUGCAUUCACUGUCCAACUGGACAAGGGGAGUGGGGUGUCACUAAAUGCUGUUACUAUAUGUUGUCCUGAUCUCAUAAUGAGUAAUUUGUACUAAAGUGGGGAGAGGGAGCUGGGUUGGGACAUAGUAAACCCACACAGGCUUCCUGAUCCCCUGGAACAGUGAGGUGUUCUGCAUGUCUGUCAGCACCCAGAAGGAGAAGUGGGCUUUGUUAAUCCCUACUGUGAGCCUUUUGUGUGAGGGUAUCUGGUCCAUGCACAGAUGGAACAUGCCCUUGUUUGCAACUAAACAGGGCCUUCUGCAGUUUUGCUACCUUGGAGACAAUCUAAAACCUUGGACCGUGUAGCCCACAUGCCUGUUGCAUUGCAGAGUUUUUAUCUGCAUAGAUUUGAAGGGCAAUCGCAAAACAGAUUAGACAUUUUUGAGGGUCUUUUUUGUGCAGAUGCCAUGACACCAAACAAACUCUCUAAAGAUGUAAAACUAGGAUUCAGAGAAUUAUGAAACUAGUUCUGGGAACUGAAGGGUACAGGGUUAGGGUGUUGCUGUUUUUAUUAGUAGCUCUCAUACCACAUCAAAAACUUGUCUCUUAAAACUCUGAGGGGAAUUCUCAGAGCAGGUUGUGCUAUGACAUGGCAUUCUGCUGAGAGGAGAAGAAAAAUCCACUGGGCUAAUGGAAGACAAUUAUGUUAGUCUAGGACUGCAAUUUCACUUGUCUGACAGUAAGCACCAUGGAACUCAAGUGUAUACAUGUAAAAAGAUGGUGCUGUAAAUACAGCUCUUGGAUCCAGGCCUACUUGUUGUUCAGAACUUGCAGGUAUAGGCGCUAGGAAUUACAGGGCAGUGCAAUGUUUCUCUGAGAUGGAAAGUUAAUGUACAAUCUUUUUGGUUAGUCAUAAGUAUCCAUACUUCUCAACAACAAUAAAUACAUUGGGUCAUACCUUUAAUGUUUGACUUCAAUAGUUGGUUAUAUUAUCCUGUUGUCUUAUAUAGAAAGUAGGCUAAAACUUAAUGUAGUUUUGAUAAAUUCAUAGUUUCAUUCUGAGAUACGUUAAAUUCAAAUUUAAUUUUAAAGCAUUUUAAAAAUUAAUAUAAUGACUUUUAAAAUUAUAUAAAUGGCUUUGGAUUUGGGUUAUCUUGGAAGAAAAAAAAUUGUCUGGGAUCUACAGCAGUGUGUACACAUAAUGAAUUUUCAGCUGCUCCCUUUAUGCUGUUCCCCCCUCCUCCGUGUGUGUGUGUGUGUGUGUGUGUGUGUGUAGGUAGCGGCUAGAAAAAAACAGCAGUUUCCUAACAUGCAUACACGCUUAUCUGGAUCUUAGUGUAUGCAUCUAUAUCAGCACAAGCAGAGUACACUCUGUGCCUAGACAUUUCAGAAAAGGGAAUGUGCCAUAAGCUGAUGUGUUGCCUGUUUUUCUUCCUCCUCCCCAUUUGUGUACAGAUUCCUUCCUCCACAUCCUGGUUCACACUAACCACAGCCUGCUCCGUCUGGCAUCUGAAUUGGGCAAACCAGAAUCGGAAGUUCACUUUAAAUAAUUGUAUUGAAUGGUAACCACAGUAGGUAUCCACAAGGAGAGGAGGGAGCUUUUAAGCAUAUUCCCAACUUUGCUUUGACUUCACUGAUACCUGGACUGGGACAAAGUGUACCACCUUUUAAGUGAAUACUCAUAGGUUUUAGAGUGUGAGCCACGCGGGACUUGAUGCCACUCAGUUGUGACUGCGGAGCUUGGAUGUGUCAACCAUGCAGUCUAAUCCCAUUGUGUUUAUGUAAUUCCCUGAGUAGCAUAUCUGCUGGUAAAAAAAAGGUUGUCACUAUCGAUAUUCUGCUAGCCAAAGGGCACUUCGGUGGUAGUCCAUGUCUCGUGUUCCUCGACUUAAUAAUGCACUGGGCGGCUGUUUGUGGUAGUGACUAAGGUCUUAAACUGGGACUCCUCAGAAUUCAACACAGUUAACCAGUUACUGACACCCACUGUUGAAUAAUUUGUUAAAAAUUAAACAGUGAAAAUGGGCAACACUGCCUGCUGCAGGAAGGCAGUGGGGUUGGCAAAGUUGUGUUGUUACUCACAGGUGCUUUUUAUUGCCACUCAAGCAGAGAUGUGGUGUUGUCUGAAUUACAUAUUUGAAUACACUUAUCUAAGCAAUUCAGAUUAGGUAUUGAACUGAUUGCUUUUUAAACCCUUAUAUAAACUAUAUAUAUUUGAUACCCAGGUGCUUCUACCAAUCGGCUUGCACUGGAGUAAAUUUUGUGACAAUUAGGAUUUGUUUUGCUUCCUCCUUUGCUUUCGUUUUGCCGCCUAUUUUGCUCUUGUUUUCAGUCUUUGUAAACAUUUUAUCAUUUUAGCUCCAUAGCUGCCUGAAAGAUUCAAAUAGAGGAGGACAAGGACAUAUUUGUGGACGGCAAAGUACAUUUUUUGAUAUUUACGAUAGUGUUGGGGUAUAGUAGCUUUGGACUAAAUAGACACAUACAUUCUAUUCAGUAUAACAGUGAUGGAGAGUACUAAUUUGUGUCUCAUAGUUAUUUUUGGCAGCAGGUUUAAUGUACUUUGAAUGAGAUGAGCCAUGCUGAUGGUCUAAUUGUAUCGAAAAGUAUGCAUGUAGGAUGGAAUAGGGAACCUUCUUCUCAUAGGGCCCAUGCAUGUAUGCUGUAAAUACAGUGGUACCUCGGGUUACAUAUGCUUCAGGUUACACACUCCGCUAACCCAGAAAUAUUGCUUCAGGUUAAGAACUUUGCUUCAGGAUGAGAACAGAAAUUGUUCUCUGGCGGUGUGGCAGCAGCAGGAGGCCCCAUUAGCUAAAGUGGUGCUUCAGGUUAAGAACAGUUUCAGGUUAAGAACAGACCUCUGGAACGAAUUAAGUACUUAACCCGAGGUACCACUGUAUGCAGUAUGUACCCUGGACAAGUGAAAAAGAUCAUACAUUGAGAUUGUUGCAGCUGGAUUUAGGAUCACCUCUAGGCUGUGUGACUGAUCCUUAUGGGAUAGAUUAGCCCUAUCCAGAAUAGAGGUGGCAGGUUUUAAGGCAUUUUUUUCUGGUUGCUUACUUUUAUGUGGUUGAUUUGUCUGUAUUGUAAUCUCUGAGUGCUCUAAAAAAAUUUUUUAUUUUAAAUAACUAUUCUAAUGGAAGAAAUUCCUUCACUAAUAUAUACCAUACAAUUAAUCACUUUUACAGAGGAAACUUUUGAUUCUGUCCAUAUUUUAGGUAUUGUAGCAUUGUGCUAUUUUCAUAGGGUAAAAAAGGGACCUAGAUUUAGUCUACAAAUCCACAUAAUAUCCUAUUACCAUAAAAUUUAUGGUUAGACCGGCAGAUGCAUUUAUGGGUGCUUUUGCACUAGCAAUGAAAUGGGAAGUAUUUUUAAGCUACGGUGUUUAAAAUGCUCCAGUGAGUAAUUUUUACUGCAGGACUCAUGUGAACAGACCCAAAGUAGGGGUGUGUCCUCUAGUAAAUGCCACAGGAAGUCCAGCAGUUGCUAACAUAAAUAUAGCUUUAGGCUGCUGUUGUACCUUAAAUUGGGUACAUAUGAAUGCAUGCUGGGGUGUUUUACAUCUUGUUACACAUACACAGUGAUUGCAUUGGAAGAAAAUAUAGUGCUUAAACUCUGCUUAAAUUAAGGGCUUUGAUGGGUUUGCCAUGAAGCAUUGGUUAUUAAAGGUAAAUGUCGCUGAUUAGAUAUUAGAGAGCACCUUUUAGGUUCAGAAAGCUGGGACACUCAAAAAAUGUAGUCACACGCACCCUGGUUUAUUAGCUUAAUCAUCAUAAAAAGCAGUGAUUUAAUCACUAGACAUAAUUAAUCAGCCAAAUUAAAAAGACAGGUAGAACUAAAUAGAUGAUUGCAAAUUACUGCUUUUCCCACACAGUUCAUCUUGCUGUUCUCCAAAAUCUUUUUGGACUUUUGACCAUGCUCAAAAUGGCUGUAAAUACAAACUCUCCAUGAGGAGAGAGAAGUCAUCUGGUAGUUGCCAUGUAAAAAAUAAUAACGAGCGUUUAUUGAUUGAUUGAUUGAUUGAUUGAGGUGAUCUAAAGUGUCAACACCAACAUUUGCUAUAUUUUAUAGAUAAGACUACAGGAAAGUCAAUCACUUGUUUUUCAGGCUAAUUGGCAACCUGGGAGCAAGGAAUCAUUUUUGCCCACACCCCAAACAUUUGGGGUAAAGAUGCAACACAAAUGUAUUGGCUUCUGUGCAACAGUGAAGGCGUAGAAUAUUUUGUGAGGUGUAUAAAUCAUUAACAGGCUACAGAUUAAAUUAAGUACAGUAUGCUUAUUAUGAAACCUGCCCUCUUAUACUUGUUCGAAUAGUAGUACAGACGUACCCCGUGUUGCGUUCCGCUCUUGUUACGGACUUUCAGCUUAUGAAAGUGGCAAACCUGGAAGUGUUUACUUUUGGGUUCAGUGCAUGUGCAGAAGCAAUCUGCUUGCUUCGCGCACGCGCAGAAGUGCUCGAUCGCACCACACACAUGCGCAGAAGAGGCACUCUAGUUGUGGACUUUUCGGGGUGCGAAUGGCACCCCGAAAUGGAUUAUGUCCACAACUAGAGGUACCACUUGUGGUAAUUAUGAGAAGGUGGUUUAAAUAAGUAGUUCGGUAAUACGAGAAAGGAGAUUCUCACUAAAUACCUGGAAUAACUUUCUGACAGCAAGAGCUGUUUAACAGUGGAACAGAUUCCCACGAGAGGUGGUGGACUCUCCUUCCUUGGAGGUUUUUAAGCAGAGGUUGGAUGACUAUCUGUCAUGUAUUAUCUAGUUGAGAUUCCUGCAUUGCAGGGGGUUGGACUAGAUGGUCCUCAGGGUCCCUUCCAACUCUGAUUCUAUAGUGGGAAUGGGAUAAACCAGGUGUGCCAAAGGCAAAUAUGUUUGAGAGCAAAAUUCCUCAGAUUGUGGAUGCUUGGGGGUCGAGACCCAUGAUGUUUCCAGAUGAAAAAAAAUAUCACUUUUACUGCUUGGAUUGCUACAUACCAUUAUUCACUUGCCACAUGGCUGGACUUUUACCACUGAAGGUGGAGAUGGGAUUCUGUAGCAUGCAGUAGUAGUCAUUAAUGUUCCUGCUCCUUUUUGUCCUAACAAAGGCACCAUUUUCAUUGGCCUGAAGGUUUGUCAAUUUUUGAGGAAUGGUAGGGGUACUGUGGACUUUAUUUGGGAAUCCUAAAGGACCCAGUGAGGCCUCAGGGCCUUACGUUUGACAUCCCUGUUCAGAAGAGAUAGAACAUUGUGUUUUGUGGAGUUGCGAGGAUUCUAACUUCUGUUCAGUCCUAAAAAGACUUACCUUGAGAAACUGUGGCAAGCAAGAUCUCCCACACUACUAAUCACCAAAGUACUCAAAGCUACCAAACGUUCCCUUUCAGCUUCCAAUGAAAAACAUAUUGCAGGAAAUUACCAAGGAAACAACUCCACCUGUACACAAUUCUAAUAAUCAGUAAGCAUCUUCAGAAAGCCCAACCAGAUAGUGGCAUCGCCCCUCCUCUUCCCAGCUAAACUGUACUCGCUGCCUCCGAAACUGCAUGCUUUGAUUUAAUGAUCAAAUUUUAUUGAUUUACAAAAUGAAAAGAAUUUUAGGAGAAAGCAAGCAGCAAUCCAUGUGACUGAAUUACAAAAGGGGGGAGGAAUCUUGUGGUGCCUCCCAAUGGUAUGAGCAAAGACAUGUCAGUAGCAGCUAGAACUUCUGGGAAAGCGGAGGUGAUGGUCCCAAAUGAACUGGGAUCUCAUGUUCCUAAUGGCCGUGGCCUGAUGAUAGCCCUGCUCUUCACACUUGGAGGAGGAUUACACUGCUUUCCAGUCUAUGGACCCUGCAUCCCUCCCCUCAUCUAGGUAGCUCUAGACACUGCUCCAGUUGGAUGCCAUCUAGCAGAUGUUUUGGAGGGUACAGCAAACCAAAGAUGACAUCAGCAACAAGGUCUUCCUCUAUGACUAGCAAGUUGUAAAUGGGUCUCCACUCCUCCAGAAUAGCCCUGCUCUACUAUGAUGGUAUUUGAAGUUCCCGUCAAUGCCAGUUCUUGGAGACUUUUAGGGAGGCAACAGCCACGAUUACAAAGCAAAUGCCUGGUCUACAUGGAUAAGAGAACACACAGGAACUUUAUUGUGUAAUGCCACCAACCUAGAGAAGAUGAUGCCCAUCUCAAGCUUAUCUGCAAUGGUGGAGAAUGUCCAAGAAAUGUCAGUGUUGUGGUUUCUCCCAGAAACACUAAAGUAUGCAUCCACGAAUUAUCAUUUGUUUUCCAGCAUUGCCUGCGGGACCAUGCUAUAGAAGUACUUGCAUUUGUAGUAUUCCACACACACUUCCCAGACCAAAAUGCUAAAGUGGGAUGAAUCCAAGGCUGCCUCUACCCCACCCAUGCCCUUUCCCGUGAAGCCAAUCUCAUGGAAGGAUAGGGGUAUUUUUGUUGCUGUUCUUCAUUCCCCACAUUUAUCACUUCUGUGGGGGACAGUUUCUUCAGUAUACAGAGGGUGCUUCUGAAGAUCUCACAAAUCAUGGAUAAAUCCAGAAGGUAAAGCUGAGAAGCACGUAACCCACAUUAAAGACCAGUUUGUAGAAUGUCAGCACCCGUCUCUUCUUCCAAGCACUGCUUGGUGUCCAGCCUUUCGAGGACUGGAGUGGUAUCUUUAUUCAUUCCACAAAGUCAUCUUUAAUUUCUCCAGCUUCACCAAUUCUCCCUCAUUGAUUUCUGUGUCCUCUCCAUGCAGGCCAUUACGACAGGUACCACCGCUCACUCUUGGGGAAUGUUCCCUUGCCUAACCAUAGGCUGCCUUCUCCCUGGUGUUUUGCAUAACUCUUUAUCUCCUUUAUUCGUACCCCCUUCAGUUAAGUAACUAUAUUCCCAUCCAGAGUUGAGGUGUGCAGCUUCUAGCGUGCACAUCCUAGAAACACCAGGUCACUAAGAUCAAGGAUUGUUUCUGGGUUUAUAACAGUCAAACUGAGACUUCAGGGCACAUGUGGAUUGUACAUUAGGUGUUUGCACCGGGGGUUUUGAGUUAAAUGGAAGCUGCAAGUUGGAAAUUGCAGGCAAAGGUUUUAUGGGCAGUGUUGAGUGCUGAUUGAAAACUCAUUUGAGUUUUUCACCCCCUUAAAAGUAUUUUGGCACUGUUAGUACCAAGUUAUUAAACCUUGCUACUUUUACCUAUGAAUGCUUUCAGGGUUUUUUACAACAGUUAUGAAUCUCGUGAAUUAAAUUGUAUGUGAAUUCAAUUGUAUGUGAAUUCGUAUAAGUUAAAUUAGAGUAUCAUGGUACCCAAUUCCUUUAACUCCUCUGCUUCCUUCUUCAUCCCAUUCUAGAUGUUACUAGGGACUCACUAGGCUGUGGUCACUUUAAAUUUUCCUUUAUUUGUAGCAGCUGCAAAGCUGUCUGCCUUUGAGGGGAGGAGUUGUACUAGUGGAAGAGUAGGGUGAGAAAAGAAGCCUGUUACCAGGCAGAGUUAGGACCUAGUUCUUUGGGCAAUAAGCCAGCAAGAGCCACUUAUCCUUGGGAGAAGAUUCCUUUUUGUUCCACUCUUGAUGCAUGACUCUGCAAUCUGCCCAAUGUCUGGAACAGGCAUACAAACCAUACUUAGCAAACAGUGCUGGGUUCAAAUGUAACGGGAUGCCAUAGUUUGAGAAAGUCAGGUUUCAUAAAUUUGUUGUUGUUGUUGUUUAGUCGUUUAGUCUUGUCCGACUCUUCUUGACUGCAUGGACCAGAGCACACCAGGCACUCCUGUCUUCCACUGCCUCCCGCAGUUUUGUCAAACUCAUGUUGGUAGCUUUGAGAACACUGUCCAACCAUCUCAUCCUCUGUCGUCCCCUUCUCCUUGUGCCCUCCAUCUUUCCCAACAUCAGGGUCUUUUCCAGGGAGUCUUCUCUUCUCAUGAGGUGGCCAAAGUAUUGGAGCCUCAGCUUCACGAUCUGUCCUUCCAGUGAGCACUCAGGGCUGAUUUCCUUCAGAAUGGAUAGGUUUGAUCUUUUUAUAGUCCAUGGGACUCUCAAGAGUCUCCUCCAGCACCAUAAUUCAAAAGCAUCAAUUCUUCAGCAAUCAGCCUUCUUUAUGGUCCAGCUCUCACUUCCAUACAUCACUAGUGGGAAAACCAUAGCUUUAACUAUAUGGACCUUAACAACAAUAAAAGGCUUAAGAUUGUGGUUUAUUGGGAAUAACCAAAACAUGGUUAAGCUACUGGGCUCAGUUUGCGUGGUGAAACAAACCAUGGUUAUGCUAAACAAACCAUGGCUUAGUGUUCCAUUUAAAAGCCUGUGUCUGUUUACAAGGAACAGUCCUUAGCAUUGACCUGCUUUCAUUUCGCAUGCCACAGUCUCAGGCAUUGUCCAGCACUGAGGCAUUGUCCAAUUACUUCAUCUUUCUACACACAGGCCUAUAAUAGAACCCUUGUGUAUCAUGUAAUACUGCCACAAGGCCAGGUUUCUAACUGAUUUUACACAUAUCUAUUGAGAAAUAUGUCCCACUGAGUUCUUGGCUCUAGUUGUAUAGGAUUGCCAAGGAACAGCAGGACACUGGAUGCUCUUAAGGUGAGAUGAGAUGUUCUGUUCUCCAUAAAUUGCCUGGCAUAUUAUGAUGCUCCAGAACAGUGGAUACACAUACAUAAAAACCCAGGACUGAAGAGGGGAGGUCUUAAGAGAAAAAAUGUCUUAUAUUGUCUAGGGAUGUGUCCUAAAUUUCCUUGAGGUAAGUAUCUUAUAAACCAGUGAUUAAAUGUCUUCCAUAACAGUUACUGAUACAAUAAAUGCUUACCUACACAAAUAGAGUUGAUGGGCAUGAAAGAUAUAAUAAAUUGUUUCUGUUUUUUAGUCUCUUGAUAGGUUUCAAACUUGUUUUCUUUUCCCUUGUUUUUUAGUCUCUUGAGAGGUUUCAAACUUGUUUUCUUUUCUCAUUUUUUUUUAAAAAAGGUAUUUAGGUAAUUGGGGAAAAUAAGAGGAGCAGCAUGUUCUAAUGAGUAACAUGAUCAUCAUAUAUACAUUAAUAGCAAACUCAGGUGCUGAAUUACAGUGUCUGUGUAGCCAAAAUGGAGCUGAGAAGCAAGAGAAGAGGUAUCAGUGUGUCCAGGGAAACCACAAAGUUUACAGAAAGUGGCAGAUACCACAGAGGUCUUACUUAUUUGGGUAUGCUUCUUGCUUCUCCCUACCACCACUGCACUGGUGGCUGCCACAGCUCUUGUUAUUUUACAGCUGAUAAGCUGGGGGUAGUUAACAUGGCAUCCUCCAUAUGUUCUGGGGCUCCAGCUCUCUUUGGCCACAGUCGGCAGGGCCAGUGGUUGAGGGUGAUGGGAAUUAUAAUACAACAACAUCUCGAAGGGUAACAUGAUGCACAAGAACUGCCCAAUCCCAUAUUGAAACUGGCAGCCUUAUGUGAGGAGAGUCAGACUAGUUUUAUUCUGAGUAACUUUGUAGGACUGGAAAUGGCCAAGAUAGAACUCGGGAUCCUAGUUUGUGCCCUUGUUUCGGAAUGGGAAGCAUGUACAGUGGUACCUCUGGUUACACACGCUUCUGGUUACGAAGUUGCUCCUGGUUGCACACUUUGCCCCAGGAUGCGAGUGGAAGUCGUGUGCCGGAGGCCCCAUUAGCGAAAGCGCGCCUCAGGAGAAAAACUGUUUCAGCCUAAGAACGGACCUCCGGAAUGAAUUAAGUUCGUAACCAGAGGUACCACUGUAGGCCUAGAAACACAUUUUUUCCAGCCAUCUAAAAAUGUCCUCUUUCUGUUUCAAUUUCCUUUAAUUGUGUUUACUGAGAAAUGAUGAACAUGCUGCUAAAAUUAGAGCUCCAAAGAAUAAUUAUUUGGAGAUGAUUCUUUUGGCACCAGCGCAUGUAAGAGAGAAAGACAAAGAGAGGCUGAUGGUGGGGAAGGGCAGGAGAAGCGGAGGGCAGUCACGAGGGCUACCUCUUCGAAAGGGGCACAGUAUGCUUAACCGCUUUUAUCUUGGUGAAGGGGGCAUCUCCUUUUUUUCUUCAUAGAGUCUCUAAAUCCUCAAGGGAAGUCUUGGGUGAGGGUGGCAAUAACUUUUUUCUAUCCUCCCUAAUUUCAUUGAAAGCGUAUGCAAGCAUAUUUUUUCAAUUACAAAUCUUCACUCUUCCAUUUUUGCUUUUUUUGAGAGAGAGCUUGUUGUCUUGUGUUCUUGAUUUUACAGUUUCACGAGUACAGACAGUCAGUUAACAAAGUGAUAAUUUAGCACCACGAGUAUGUAAAUAGUAGGUAAGUUGGUUUACCUGUAAGGAGAAUUUUAUCAUACCUUCAUACCUAGUCAUCUUGGCAUUUGUAGCAGGAUGUUAACUGUGACUGCCUUCAGUAUACUGUAUUUGCUGUGAUGGUGAGUUACCAAUACUGGAUAGCUCAGUCAGUAAAGCAUAAGAUUCUUAAUCUCAGGGUUGUGGGUUCGAGCCCCACAUUGGGCAAAAAGAUUCCUGCAUUGCAGGUUUUUGGACUAGAUAGUCCUCUCCAGUUCUAGAAAUCUAUGUACUGCGAUUACUGCAGAAGUAGCUUUGUGUUUCCUGUAGUUCUUUUAAAUGAGUCACCUCUAUCAGAAUCGAGUUGGAAGGGAUGCAAUGGGUCACCUAGUUCAACCCCUGCAGGGUAGGAAGAUGAACAAGCCUAGGUAACAGUUUUGAUGGCUAAAGGUAGCAUAGAGCCCUGCAGUCUCACCUGAAAUUGCUAAUUCAUUAAUAUACCAGGGAUUCCUAUUUUAAUGUGCUUAAAAAUAUAUGGGUAUUUUAAAUAGCUGCUGGUGGUUUGGACUUCCACAGUAAAAAAGAAAAGAAAAGCACAUUGCUUGUGAGAACAGAUGUCAGCAGUAAGUGUAGCUGCAAAUGAUCGAAGUUCAAAUGUAAGCUGUGUUACUUUUUAAUCACUGGCUUUGUAUGUGAUGUUAAAUUCUGGCGGAUGAGGAAGCCUCGCCUGUCAUUGUGCCAUUGUUGGUAGAGGAGCUUCUAACACUGCUAUUUCCAUUUGAUCUCUCUUCAUCUGUAAAAAUUGCAUUUUUUGAUGCACUGUUUUCACUCUGUACUUGGGUAUGGAUAUGAGCCUCUCUCCCUGUCACAUGGGUGAGCAUGAAGGUAGAUGUGUCAAAUUUGCUGAGUUGAAAUAUUGGGAUUUUUAAAUUGUAGCUGUCAGUCUUAUAUUUUCUUGCAGUUUGGGUUUCCUUUUUUAUCAUGUAAUUUUAGGUGUUGAAUUGUAAGUCUUCUCAAGUUGUGAGAAGACUCACACAUGUACGUAUUGAUAAGUAGUGAUUAUUUUAACAUAGCACUGUCGGCAUUACUACCAGAAAUCUGUCUGCACUCAUGGAAAGAGUGCACAUAGAACUUGGGAGGAAGAGCAUGAAAGGACAUACUGUGGUAUUGGCUUCCUGUACAAAUUGGGACGAUUGUGACACCACUAACAUCUUUAUACACACGUGCCAAUAGUCAUAACACUUAAGAAAGGUGAAAAUACUGGUCUGUUGUCACUUGCAGUAGAGACUGGCUACCUCUUUAAUGGUUAUCUAAUGAUUAAUUAGAUUGUCAUUUCUAAGUAACAAAUAUGGAGGUACACAUAUGUUGCCUACCCUUGGUGGCUAACCAAAAAAAAAUAUGCCUACCCAUAUGUGGGUCUUGUCUCUGACUUUGUCCUGCAUCUCCAAAACACAGCAUGAGACCAGAGACUAACCCCUGCUCCCUGCUCUAGCCUGAUAAGAUGAGAAGUGGUAGAUUUGAUGCAAUCUGGAAAAAAGCCCCAAUUCCCCUCCAUCUUAAAGCUGGAAGGAGUGUAGAGACUUGCUUUGGUUCUGGGUUUGGCAGAACCCAUAAGCAAAUCCUAGGCUUCCUUACUACAACUUUGGGGUCAGAGACAAAUUGAAUCCCCCCCCCCCCAGUUGGGAAGAAGCCAAAGACUAAGUACUUGCCACGGCAAGAAAAUUGUAGACCAAAAAUAUACUUUAGGGACAGGUGUUCUUCAUGCAUGACUUGGCUUAGUGUGAUGUAUAAACCAGGCCAUUGAAUAAGAUGGAGGUGUUUAUACAGCAAAAGUGCUUUGAGAAUAGCUCUUUGCUAGUCUAAUUUAGUUUCAUUUAUAAUAUAACUCUAGUUCCUUCUCUCAUUUUAUAGCUAUAUUUUCCCAAACCAGAGGAAUAUACUUCCAAUAUAUUAAUGCUAAACAUCUGAAACUCCUUUUAUAGUAUGAUGGUUAGGGACUUUUGUUCUUUCACACCAAUAGCUGACAAUUGCUGGAGGGCUCCUGUCCUCUUCAUUGUAGGGUUUGCAUGUAAGGAUCUGUUUAAGCAACUGUUAAUUAAACUAGUACAGUGGUACCUUGGUUCCCGAACGGCUUAGUUGUUGAACAUAUCAGCUCCCAAACGCUGCAAACCUGGAAGUAAGUGUUCUGCUUUGCGAACAAUUUUCGGAAGCCAAAUGUCCAAUGCUCCUGCAGCCAAUCAGAAGCCUUGGUUUUCGAACGGUUUCAGGAGUUGAAUAGACUCCCGGAACGGGUUAAGUUCGAGAACCAGGGUACCACUGUAGUUCAGAAUUGCCUUGUGAACAAGCAGCCCAUGUUUUUACAAUGGUGGAGAAUCCUAGGGUGUUGGUUGCAUAGGCAUGGUUGCUCUCAUGAGGCAUUCACAGUUCACUGUGCCCUUAUGCUGGAUCUCAUCAUUGUACACGGCUGUUGCUGGUGGGAUGAAAUGAAUGAAUUAAUUAAUUAAGGGAUUGUACAAUAACCUGUUUUACUGGUGAGGCUGCUAGAAGCACUAGGCUGUGCUCAUCAGGCUAAUGGUUUCUGUUGUUGUUGGGACAAUGCUAAAACUUUGCUUAUCUCAAGAGGAGGAAGAGUUGACUUGAGGCCCUCACUAACUUGCAACUUCCCUCCUUUAAUUAAACAAACCAGCAGCUAAAGUGCUGUAAAGCGAUUGUUACUCUAGGACAGGAGUGGCCAACUCCCAAGAGACUCACAGAGUUAAAAACUGGCAGUGAUCUACUCCCUUUUUUGGGGUUUGGGUCAAAGUUGUUGAGUUUUUUCAGGGAGGAGGUAAAAUGUUGAGCUUUCUUUAGGGGAGCCACAGUUGUUCAGCUUCUUUGGGGGGAGCCAGUGUUCUACCAGUGAUCUACCACAGAUGUCCAGUGAUCUACCUGUUGGACAUGCCUGCUCUAGGACAAUGGUGCAUUAUAGAUAAUCCAUAACUCCUUGGUUGGAAACUACUAAAGCUGGAAGCUUAUUUUGAGGAGUCAAUGCAAAGUUGUGUGCAGAGUUCCACGCCUGCGCCACCAAAAUCAACUGCAUUCUUUCCAUGCCCUGCACGUACGGAAACUAGACAUUAGCCAGCUUUUAUUAGACUUGCUGCAUCUCCCAUCCUAUAUCCACAUCUCUUUUUUUACCUCCUCAUUCCUUGAUGGAACAGUAAACAGAGGGCAAUUCCAAUGUAUUUCUAGUUUUGAUAAAGCAAGUCCCCACGGAGGACCCCAUACAGCUGAAAGAAAAUUGCAGAGCUGCUGGUGGAUGGCUUGUUGGCUGCUGAAAGGCAGGAGGCAAAGGAUACAAAUUCUGCUGCCUUCUAUCUAAAGUACUCUACUUUAUUAAUUGGUGCGAUUGGGAGCAACUCCAGCUUUGUCAUAUUGAGCCGAGACUUUAUUUCUUGGCUCUUGCACAUCUUAAAGAUUCCAAUUUUAAAGCAGCUCUAUGGCUGUUGCAGUUUACAGAUCAGAAGACUUAUUUUAGUCACACAACUUUAAACAAACUACAGCAUGUCACUCAAAGCCAUUUAAUGCUUAGGCAGUACUUCAUUUCUCAAUUAUGCUUCCUAGACUUAAUGCACAGGCUGUACAGAGAGCCAUACAUAAAGCCUUGUCUGUGUGUGUGUGUGUUAAAAAACACAAGCAACCUCAUUUUUUAAAGUUUUGUGAGGAAUUGAUCAUGUUAACCAGUGCCAUUUUUGUACAAGCGUAUAGCAGGAACGAUGGGGAAAUAUCCAUUGUGCUGCUGCUGCUUUUUUCUUCUUUAUCAAAAAAUAGUAAUAACUUCAUUUAACAGGAGCUGCUAUUUCUGGCAUUUAUUAUUGUCAGAACAACUGCACAAUAUAUCACUAACAACUUGCUGAAGAAUUUUUAAAAUGUUCUUUUUCUUUUUUUCCUGUAAUUUGGUAAAUUUAUAAAUAAAACUUUAAAAAAAAUCACUAACAACAUGCAAAUAAUUAUUCUAGUCUCUGGAUGGGUAGUAGAGUUUGUAAGCUAUAGAUCCUGUAAUACCGUGGUGGCUCUUCACUGCAGUGCCCAAAAAAGUGUAGUCUUCAGGCUUGUUUUCUUUUAAAAAAACCUAGGUGUUCGGUUUUUUAACUGACUGGUUCCAUGGAUACUCCACUGUGAAACCAAAAUACAGUGGUACCUCGGGUUAAGUACUUAAUUCGUUCCGGAGGUCUGUUCUUAACCUGAAACUGUUCUUAACCUGAAGCACCACUUUAGCUAAUGGGACCUCCUGCUGCUGCUGCUGCUGCGCCGCCGGAGCACGAUUUCUGUUCUCAUCCUGAAGCAAAGUUCUUAACCUGAAGCACUAUUUCUGGGUUAGCAGAGUCUGUAACCUGAAGCGUAUGUAACCUGAAGCGUUUGUAACCCGAGGUACCACUGUAUUGUGUGUGUGUCUCCCAGCCCCGCCCCCAUUUGUCUUUUUUUAUUAUUUAAAAAAUUGGCCAUGCCUAUUUUGACUUUCAGCAACUUGACAUUCCCUCCAUGUGGCCCUUGGCCUGAGAAAGGUUAAGUUUGCCUGCUGUAAUGCUUAAUCACUCAUGCGGUGCCUGAUCAGGCAAAUGGACAACUGAUAGGCAGCACAUGCACAUGUUGUGUAAUGGAUCAGAGCUGUUUAUAGACUGUAUAGAACCCUUCCCUCUGUAUCUUCCUUUCCCCACUCCAUUGAAAACAAUGAAAAGAGCUCUCUGGAUGUAUUGCAUUUUCUGUUCAUUGUAGAUUUCUACUAACCAGAGAGGAGAUGAAGCUUUUCUUGAGCUUUGAGGACUGACCCAUCUCAACAUAACAUUGAUAAAGGACAUUUAAAAUGCUUUGUUAUUCUGAGCAUUGCAGUUAACAAACUAUAAUAAGAAGAAGUGAGUGCCACUGAUCUGGAUCUAGUGGGGCGCAGUGCAAAACGUUGAAAAUCAGCCUAUACUUUUGCACCAGCAUAGAUAAGUGUCUGCCCAGCUAGCUCCGUUAGUAAAUGUCUGCAUGGCAUUUUCAGGUUUGCUGUACCUGACAGAGGAAUGUACUCUAUAUCAACCCUAACACUGAGUAUAGAACAUUCACUCUUAAAAUACCUCUUUGAUAGAACAAGGUGCACUGUGGCCAAGGAAGCACAACCCCCUGCCAUUCAAGUGUCUCCCCCAGCACCUUGCUUUCAAACGUCUCCAGUUUGUCUGGAAAGGAAAGCUAGUACUGGACUACGUAGUCAGAAAGCAGCAAGCUUCCACUGGCUAUUCUCUAUUAAACAUAGACCACGAGAGUGUUUCCUAUUUAGCAGGUUUGGGGUCUCUGGAAUAUGUACACCCUCUACUAUCUGCCCGGUUGCAAUCUAAUUAAGCCUUUCUUGUGAAUUGCUUAGAGACUGUGGUAAUUAAGCAAUAUAUAAACUGUUGAAGUAAAUACAAAUAAAUGAAAACACACCUAUCGAUUGGCUUUCUAGGAGCCUAAAGAGGGACAGCAUCAUAGAGGAAGCAAUGUACUGGUAAAACAAUAUAUUAAAUACGAACUAUUAAGGUUUGGGAGCCGCACUCAAAAAGAUGCCACAGCAUUGUGCACCCCGCUUGCCCCCCACCUAUGCUAGGGAAAGGAAAAUCUUACCAACUCUGUUGCUACUGGUCUUGUCUUUUGUCUUAAGGGGGUGGAAAACACUGCAUCAAGCCAGUACUCGUGCUCCUGUUUCAUAGCCUUCACCCAUGAAAGUUCCAUAUCAUAUGGGGCUCAAGCCUGCCCUCAUCCCAUCUUUUCCAAAGUUAUCUCUGACUUUGCCACCUUUUGGAGGAACUUUGUUUACCGGUAACCUCAGAAGUUUAUAUUGGCAAGUCUAGCAAUCAUGACUUCGCAAUGAAUUAUUUUCAGGCUUUAGGUAGGCUUUCACUUCUCUUCCAAUAUUUGGUGUUCCAUGCUUUGGCAUUGUAUUUGCAGGGUGGGGGUGGGGGGAACUGCAAGUGUAGGCAUUAAGAUGUUGACAUGAAUGGCAGUUGAAAGCCUGCAGCCUGGGUUGAGGUGGUCAUGUGAACAUUGCACUCUUCCUAACACUUGCCUGACAAUUUAAUGACAACAGCUCUUAAGAGUGUUCAUAAAAGUGUCAGAAGCAUGUCAUAGAAAGGAAUAAUGCUCAUCUGAUGUCGAUGCGAGUGUUUCGGAUUGAAACGCUCCCAACAGCAUGGGUGUGAAAGUGCCUCAAAAGUUGCAGUAUCUGCCAGGCUGGAGUAUAGGUGACGUAGAUCUUGCUGCAGAGCCAACUGAGUACAUCUUCAGGCUCAUAAUCAAGCCUACUAAGUGGCUGUGGGAGGUUGUGUCUCCAUAGCAUUCUCAAGGAACUGCUUGGUGGAGUUGCAUUGCGUGGCUGGGAGAUUGCUUAACUUGACCCAGGGGGCAAACCUCUGGAGCAAAUGGUGACUAACUGUAACCAAAUGGCUAAACUCUUUCAGGAUACAGUCACUCGACUCUGCAGUGAUUUAGAUGCUGGUGUUGUGGCAGUGCCAGCCAAGGUCCAAUGCAAUGUCGAGGCCAUUAUUGUGGGAUCAGUUCCAGUUAAUGUGCCCUGAUGAUGUGAACAGGAUACUUGACCACCUGCUUGUGAUGUACUUGACCACCUGCUAGUUAGACCCUUGUGCAUCUUGCCUUAUGAAAGCUAGCCAGAGUGGGGUGACGGAAUGGGUGAUAAACACAGCCUUGCAUGAUGGGAGUGUUGCCUUUGUCCUUAAAGAGGCUGUGUAGUGUUCACUUCUUUAAAAGCUCACUCUAGACCAGGCUUCCUCAACCUCGGCCCUCCAGAUGUUUUUGGCCUACAACUCCCAUGAUCCCUAGCUAGCAGGACCAGUGGUCAGGGAUGCUGGGAAUUGUAGUCUCAAAACAUCUGGAAGGCCGAGGUUGAGGACGCCUGCUCUAGACCCAGUGGAGUGUAAUUACUGUAGGCUGGUCACCAACACCCCUUUCUUGGUGAAAGGGUGGAAAGGAUGGUUAUGAAGCAACAGCAAGUAUUCUUGGAUGAGACUGAUUACCUAGGUCCACUACAAUAUGGGAACAGACCCGGCAUUGGUCCACCAGAUGGAUGAGCUUUAUUGAGAAAGAGAGAGCCAGGGAGUGCAACUGUAUUAUUUCUGCUUGACCCCCUCAAGUGGCUUUUAACAUCAUUGACCAUGGUAUCCUCCUGGACCAACUCUGUGGGAUGGGACACUUACUCUUAUCUUUAACGUCAUGUUCAGAAAGUAGUCAUGGGUGAGUGAAGCUCUUCAGAGUGGUCAUGAGGAGUUUUGGAGCAAGGUGUCAUUCAUGAAUAGAUUUGCUUACAGAUAAGGCCCACAGCCUAGCUUUUUCCCUUUUUGCAACUGUAUCUUUGUAUGUAUAUAUAUUUUCAUCCAAUGUAUGAAGGUGAGCCACAAAGAAGCUAGAGAGGAACAUGGAGAAAAACAAUUCAUGUGCAACAAGAUGUGGUAGUAUGGGUAUGACAUGGGGCUGUUGCGGUUCUAAUGUAGCUUUAUUGGGUGAAAGGCUUAGUUUAGUGGUUGAGCACAUGCUAUGUCAGGUCCCAGGUUUAGUAACAUGUCUGAAACCCUGGAGAGAUGCUGGUGAUCUCUGGGGAUAAUAGUCAGCUAGAUGGCCAGCGAUCUGACUUGGUGUAUGACAGCUUACAAUGUUGCCAUGAAACAGCAAUUGCACUAGCAGUUGCGUUGCUGUGCAUAAUUUUUAAAGAACCUCAACAUAUAGGUGAUAUGCAACUGGCUAGCAACUCAGUACUGAUUGCAUUUCGUGUGUGUUCAGUUGAGGUGGGUCAUUUUGGACCCGGAAGGUGGUGGAAUGGGAGCCAGGCCGGGCGUGCUGGGCUUUUGCACACUCCGCCAACGUGCACAAUGACCCAGAAUGCACCUCUCCCCAUUACUAUAGUACUGACCAAUAGCUAUAUGUCAUGAUGUUGCACCUUUAAUUUUUCUUCCUUCAAUAUUACGGAAUAGUUGAUGGCCAAACUACUCUUUGAAAAGCUUGCUGAAAACAUUUCUGUUUCAGUUGUCCUAUCCAGACACGUGAUUUGGUUACACUUGUUUUAAAUUUGUUUUAAGUGCUUAAUUGUUUUUAGGUGUAUCCUUAACAGCUUUUAAAUGUUUUAAAUACAUUUUUAUACUUUUAAAUUGUUUGCUUGGUUUUUUUUUAUCAAAGAAUUGUUUGUUGCCCUAGGCUCCCUUGGAAGAAAGGGCAGGAUAUAAUUUUAUUUAUUUAUUUAAAAAAUGGUAAGGAUAACACUGAUCAUUUUGACCUUUCUUAGUUUGUUGACAUGUUGUAUGGUUGAUAAAAAAUGAAUGUGCCCAGAAGUAGCUUGCAUUCACUUUCUCUUGUACUGACACAAUGCAUAAAAUUGCAAGUGCUGCAGAAUUAAAAUUCAGGUGAAGAAUGGGGGUGGGGGAGGGUGUGCAGAUUGCCUCAUUUGAAUAUUAUUUAAAUCCAGCUUUUGAUACUGCUGUCUCAUUGUGCAUCUCUCACACGUGCACACAGUGAUGCUCAUUUGCAGCCUUUACUAAUCAGUUAUUAUGGAGCAAAUACCACAUCUAUAAAUAAAGGGCAGAGCUUUGUAAAUCAAAUGACAGAAAUGAUCGUGCUGGGGGCGGGGUGGAAUUCCUGUGACUUACUUGGAGCUUUUCAGAACCACUAAGGCAGCUAACAAAAAUAGUUUUCUGUCUUUUCAACUUUCUUUCAGUAAAUUUAGAACAUUUGAGUACACGUUUCACAUGUUUGCUUUCAACAUGGUCAUGUCACUAUCAGAUGACUGUAAUGUAUCUGUUUUUGUGUGGUGAAUGGGUAUUUUUGAAUGCCCCUUAUAUGGUGCCAGCUGUUUUCCAGCAGCUUGGAAGAAGUUUAUUGAUUUCAGUGUGUCUACUCUGAGUAUGACUAACAUCAGUUACCAUCCAACUUGUUAAUUUGGGGGAGGAGAUCUUUUUUUAACCGAAGUGCUUGCAAUCUUGUGAUAAGUGGUGAUGUAAAUAGACCCUGAAGCUAAACAGAAGUAGGGAAUGGAAGUAGGCAAGCCAAAUAUAAUGACGAGGGGGAUUCCCAUGUUAGGUCAGUUUGAAAGUAAAUCAAGGUGCCCUGAACAAGUUGGAAAAGGAAUUCUUUAUUGUCUGCCUUACUUCUAACUUGUGAUGAUAAAAAUGCAUGUCCACUGCUUUCUAUUGAGAUGUGACUUAAUCUUUUGAGUAGAAGGUUCUGUGCACGCCUUGCUAACUUUCUGAAUGACUAGGUGGGCCCACAAGAAGGUUGUCUCCAGCCCAACUUAACAAUCACUAUGCAGUCGGUUAAAAACGCUCUGGCCUUUUUAAAGGGGAUUUCCAGUAGUACAGAUCUCAACUGUUUCUUCUCUCCUCGCCUAUUUUCAUAUGACAUUGUAUCAGUUAAAAUCUACUCAUCCCCCUAUUUCCAAGUUUACCCAGUAAUUAUUUACACGAGUAACAGAGCUUGUCUUCAGGGGGACUAACUUGAUAGGCUAAAGUCUAGCUUCAGUUGUAAGAAGCAAUGAAAAAUUUAUAUCAUAUCUAAAGUUAAAAAUGCAGGGUAGAGGGAGUGAUCGAAUACUGCAGUCAGAAUGGAUUGCCCACAGAAUUUCAUCAGCUGCAGGGAAAAUGUGAAGCCAUUUAAUCUUUGGUUCCAGAUACUCUGCACAGUUACAGAACCAAAUGACAUCAAAUUGAGUUCACGUUCCCUGGAACUGUAACUCCCCCCUCCCCCCAAUACAACAGACCUGAAUCCCUUUCAAGUAUUUGGUCCUUUUCCUCAUUUCUGCUGCUGCUUAUGUUUUCCAUUCAAAUCAGCAUAACCUUUCACAUUUUUAGAAGGCCUGUCUGUUACGGUGUUUCCACGCGGUCGCUACCUCCUCCCACUUAUAUAUCUGCUUAUAAUUUGCUGUGAUAAAACUGACUGCAAUCUUUGCCAUUUUGAUUUCUAAAGUGCUUACUGUUGUGUUUGCUGGAACCUAUCUUUUAUACAAAAUAUGUGUCUGGUAGUAAAUGCAGCAACUACAGAGUUGCCAGCCCCAUUAAAAACCUUCAAAGAGCACCUUGUUUUGCAAGGGUUUUAUCUAACAUUUGUUCUUCCCGAUUCCAUUUUAGCUAUGAGUAAUGGAAUUGCUUGCCUAACAAGUUCUUUGGUGAUUUCCUUCCCUAAAUUAUUUUUGCAGUGUUGCAGCAUUUUCAUAGCAGCAGGGUUACACCUGAGUGGUGCCUUAGUGCUGUAGGAAUAAAUAGCAGAAUGAGAUGAGGAUAUAAUUUGAAGAACAUUUCCUGUUCAGGAACAUCAAUUUGAAAUAAACACUAAAACUGCAGAAAUGGACCAUAAAUGUACUCAGUAUUUUUCCCCCUUCAUUGUUGAGGAACAUGUGUUCAAAAACAGGGAGCCUGGCAUUUAAAAUCUAAAGCCAGCAUUUAGCUGGCUAAAUGAAUGUUCAGAUAUUUGACUGUAAAGCACUCAGCAGAAGCUGCUUAAAUUAUUUGAAAGUUUUGAAAAUCUAGUCAUUCAUUUUAAGUCUUUUUAAAGAAGUGCUUCAAUUUAUCCAUUGCUCAUAUGUUUAAAUAAAGGGAUGGGGAAGUGGAAUCUUGCAAACAGUAAACCAAGAAUGCAUUGCAGUCCAUGGACAGUACAAUGGUUUUCUUCCAUGGGAUAAGCUUCCUCCAACUUGCAGUGUAAAUAAAAGCUAUACAUACUAAGGAAUAAAAUACUGCCUCGGUUUUUAAUCUUGAUUCUCCUCCUUUUCCUCCUUUUAUUUUAUAUUCAUUGCAUUAAAAAAAUCCUAAAUAAGGAAUUCUAUUUUUGGGCUGCGUUCCUGCUCAGAGUAACUGCAAAUCAGGACUUCUGAGUCUAAGAGCUGAAAAUUGCAUAGAAACCUUAGGCAUAGUAUUAAAAUCACAAUAGCAUACCAGGACAUCUUUGAGUAAGUUAGCAACACUCAGGCAUUUUAUUCCUCAGAGUUGUACAGAAAAAGCAAUGUCAAAUUGCUUAAAGUAAGCAUAAUUCAAUCAGGGAUGGUGAGAGGGGUGGAUACAGAUCUACUGGUAGAUGUCUGGCUGAUAUGCAGGAGAUAAACAAGGAUUUCUAGCUAUAGAACUUGAUUAUUUAACAAUAGCAGCAGCAGAAUUACUCCCCUACCCCGCCCUGAAUUAAUUAUCCUGCUGAAAUUAAGAAAGAUUUUUCUCUGGAAGAACUUUGAGCUCUAUUUAGUAGUCAUGGUCAACACAAAUUCCUGGGCUUAAAUGCUAAGGGUGUAUUCUGCAUAAGAAUCUUCUUUUUAAUACUUAUUUCAUUUUUUAAUUACUUCCCAGAAGCCAUCCCUGAGCAAUUUACAAUAAAAACAUACACAGAACAAUCACACAUAAAAAAGCAGCUAAAACAUUUCUCUAUAUAAAACCAGUUUGGAUAAGCACACACACAUAUAUAACAAUUUUUAAAACAGCAACACACAUAUAUAAAAUCAAUUCAGAUCCAAAGCAGAUCCAACUAAAUGGGGUAGUUGGUAGAUCUCUGGGUUCUACUAAAGAACAAAGUCGCCCUGCAAGCUUGCAGUCUCCCCAUCUCUAACUUAUGAAAUGUGGACAGCUGAAACGGCAUUUGAGCUGGUUAGUAAAUAUGAGGUGCUCACGUUUUAGACUAUACUGUGUUUUUAAAGGCUUAAAUUACAACCAAAGGGGCUUGAUUUGUUCAGGCAAGGCUGGGUUUAUUUGUACCAGGGCCUGAUUACUAGGGCACUGAAAAUAAGCUGGAUUUUAGCCACAUCCGCCAGGCUCCUAGCUAGAUGCCCCUCCCCCAUUCCUGGCCUCCGUCAACUGUCACAGAACAUUCUAGCUCUUCCUUUCUGGGGAAUUCCAGCAUCACAAGUAAAUGCACUACUCUUAAGCCUUUGACUUGCCUUCGCCCUGAUCUGUCGAAUCAUUUGCAAGGAGUGAGACUGGAUUUGCAUUGUAUGAAGUCCUUUGCCUUUGGCGAACAUCUGGAGGACUUCAGAGAUAGAAAGAUGCUUCUCAUGGUAUCUUUCCACAUUAUACCUACUGCUGUCCUUUUGUCUCCACCUCUUAAGAGUCCAUAUUUCAGAUUCCGCCCUGCUUUCUCUACUGAUUAACUGGACUUCUCUCUACGCCCUGCUAAUAUUUUUAAAAAAAUAAAUAUUAAUAUACAAAGCCCUUUACAACUGGUGGCCAGUUUACGUGUAAGCUCGCUUUACCCAAUCAAUAUAUGCCCAAUAUAUCAACUGCUUUGAUCUGCGGAACUGGAACUGUUACAGGUGCCACAUAAUACUUGUUUCCCUGCCCAGUGAUAUCAGGCAGGUGGCGUCACUAUAUUCUGUUUGUGUUUAGACAGGAUUCUGCAGGUAUCUAGAAUGCAGGUGUGUAUUUAGUUUAUUGCUGGUUUUAAUUGUUUGAAUGCUUUGUUUCUACUAAUUUUUAUUUUUAUUCUUUUUGUAAACAUCAUGAGCUUUUUUGACAAGUGGGAUAUAGAUUUUAUGAAAUAAGUAAGAGUACCUGAUCUAAAGUAUUCUCUGUGCUUUUUGAGAUACCGUUCUGGUUUUAGGAUUAUGUCUGCUUAUUGUGGCAAAAAAACGUAACAACCACCCACUAUUUCUUCUGUGUAACAUUUCUGAUGACCAAACAUGAUGAUGUGGUGUUGAUGUCAUUUGGCCUUGUCAGCUAGUAUAUUAAUGUGUUUUUAAUCAUUCGUGUGGGGAGAGGCACAUUGGGAUCUUAGGUGAGGAGGGUCUUUAACUACCGUAUUUUUCGCUCUAUAACACGCACCAGACCAUAACACGCAUGUAGUUUUUAGAGAAGGAAAACAAGAAAAAAAAUAUUCUAAACGAAAUAGUGGAUAUAUGAUUUUUGUGGUUCAUGCUGUGGGCACAGACAUGUGAUCUGACAGUGAGUUUGGAGUAGCCCAAUGCAAAAGUCCUGAGGAUCCAUUUGGAUCCAUGUUUUGUAACCAAAGCAGGGAAGGAAGGGGAACCAUGGAUCCUCUGCUCACGACUACAGCAGAUCCCCACCACCACCCGCAGGCAUUCGCUCCAUAACACGCACAGACAUUUCCCCUUACUUUCUAGGAGGAAAAAUGUGAGUGUUAUGGUGCAAAAAAUACGGUAUAUGCCCCUUCUGUGCCCCUAAUCUGAAUCAGGGGUUUAGCUUGGGACCAUGGCAUGGGCCAAGGGCUAAAGCCCCCUUGCCCCCAUGCUACUCUCCCAGUCUUGUUGCUCUGAUUCUUCUGUUCUUUUCAGGACUCAACUUCUGUUUAAAGAGAGAGUGAGAAAGACAGCUCUCGGAUGAUAACCUAACUCUAAAACAGCACUUUUAAAAAAGUUCUUUGUAUUAAUGCAUUUUACAUGGCUUUACAAAUCUCAUUUUAAAAAUGUAUUUCAAAUACAAAUGAUAAACUAGAACUCUUUCAAAUUGUAUGGGAACAGAGGACUCAACGCGAACUCUUGCCAUUGUAAAAUGCAGGCAUCUUUCCAGAUUCGUUGAGGCCCAACUGUUUAAAUGGCCAAUUUUAAUUUUAAUAGUAGAAAACCCAGAACCCUUCUAUUAAUGUUUUGUUCACAAAUAUACCAUAUAAGCAGUCUCAUAUUUUUCUUUCUUUCUUUCUUUCUUUCAAAAGAUUAUGAAGCUAAUGUAAACUCUAGUUGAGACUCCCAGUGGAACACUCAAAAUGUGUUUUAACUUUCCCAUCAAGCAAUCAUCCAGCAACUUGUAUAUGGAGACACCUGGUGUAAAAUUAUAUGGGUUGGAGUAUGCAGAACAUUGUAAUGGGAAGUUGUUGUUGCUGUAUUAAUGUCCUACAUUUAGGUGCAAACACUAUAAAAUAAUCAUAUUAUCUGCUGAUGUACGUAGGAGAUGAAUCUACAAGAUAUGUAUUGUGAGUAACAGGAAAACAGAUCAAUUUUGUUUUUUGCCUUGGUGGGAAAAAACCCCAUUCCUAGAAUCUUUGGCUAUGUCUUUUGGAACAUAGACCUGUUUCCAUGUAAUACCUCUACGUUGAGUUUUUUAGCCUUGUUGUCGUUCAUGGUAAUUAAUGAUUAUCUUACUACGCAACAAGAAUGUGCACAAUAAUAUACAUUCCAAAUAAAGAUUUUUCUUUUCUUUUUUACCUAGACUAGCAUGUGUAGUCAGUUUUAUCGGGGUUAACUUUUCAAUGCACUCUAGUCAGAGGCUCACAGCACGACACUUUGCUAUGAAAAACCUAUAAUUUCAUUCAUACUUACAGUGGCAUGUAAAUAUCAAAGUGACAUUAUUGUCGGUGUUAAAAUUUAGAACUUAAAAACACAUUUGGUCAAGUCUUGCUUUUAAGUACUUUUAAAUCCGUUCUGCUUUCUUGAAGUUCACUCUUGAAAAGAGAGAGGUUACUUUUUAUUAUUGCCACUGUAAUUACUUCCCAUGUUUGCUCUAUGAUCAGCCUAACACAGAACUGUCUCGGGAAACUUGAAUUCAUUUAUUCAGUUGGGCUGACAAUUAGGUAGUUAAGUUCAAGCAGAAGAGGAAAAAAAUCAAAGCAACCUGGUUUUUCAGGUAUAUAGAUAGUUGCAAAGAUGAAAGUGUACCUUGUGUGGUUGGAAACAUCUUUCGAAUUCUAGGCACUGACAUUGUAUUUUUAGUUGUAAGCGAUGCUUCUGGGGAUGGAUAUGCUUUCCAUACCUUUUCCUUUGCUGUAUUAGGUGUUGUGUGCAGGGCUGCAAAAUACCUGCGCCUGUGUAUGUUCAGUGAUAAUCAAAGCUGUUGUGCUCAGGGCAAUGAAGGCAUCAUUGCGAAUGUUGCAUUGCUGCAGUAGGUCCUACAUCCAGUCCUGCAUGUUGCUUUGCUUAUAAGAUUUAGCCUUUAGCCACAUACUCAGUUGCCCUUUUGCUAUACCAAAUUUGUGAAUCAUAAAAUAAGAAAAUGCUAGACUAGAGGCAGUAUUCAACUUUUUAAAAAGUGUGAGCAGAACAACUUCUGCUUGUGCAAUGUGACUUUCCCCCUCCUUCUCCCCCUUGCAUGGCCUGCUCUAUCCCCAAAUCUGCCUCCCAGAAGGCUGUGGGGAGCCCAGAACAGAUACAGGGGGCACAUGGGGAAGGGAGGGAAAGUUCCAUUGUGCAGCAGAACGCAUAGCACUACUUAACUCUAUGGUGAAUAUCACCCUAGAUAUUUCCAUCUUUGGCUGAGUUGAGACCAAAUUAGGCACAAUUAGGGAGUAAAUUUUGGGAAGUCUAUACCAAGCAUAGGCAAACUCCGGUCCUCCAGCUGUUUUGGGACUACAACUUCCAUCAUCCCUAGCUAACACGACCAGUGGUCAGGGAUGAUGGGAACUGUAGUCUCAAAACAUCUGGAGGGCCGGAGUUUGUUUAUACCUGCUCUAUACGGUAUAAACAAGUUUUAAUGUUGGCUCUAUUGACAUGAAAACAGAAACAACUUCUGGUGCCAUGCCUUUUCUUUGGCCAGUGCUUCCAGGCCUUACUUGCUUCAGGGUUCUUAAUACCAUAUCCAAAUUUGUAUUCUGCUCUUCUGGAAUCUGUAGGCAGCUAACAACAGUCAUAAAAUGAAUUGCAAUAAAGCAAUAUAAACCCAAAUUAACAAACAAUACAAAGAGCAGUAGAAAGAAUCCAGCAGCAGAAAAACUACUUAAUGGAAACCAAAACUGAAAGCAGUAGCUUUUAUGAAAGUAUGGAUUAUAAAUCAGAGGAACUUAGGUUGGAAGGGACCCGAGGGUCAUCUAGUUCAACCCCCUGCAAUGCAGGAAUCUCAGCUAAAGCAUCCAUGACAGAUGGCUGUCCAAUCUCUGCUUAAAAACCUUCAGUGAAGGAGAGUCCACAACCUCCUAAAGGAGUCUGUUUCAACAAAUAAAUAAAAUAAAAUAAAAUAAAAUAAAAUAAAAUCCCUUAUAUAAUGCAUUUUAGAACCUGGGUGCAAGGAACUUGUGACUCUCCAUAGAUUGUAGGACUCACACACCUAUCUGCCACAUCUGGAGAUCCCCUGCUUUAAAAUAACAUGCUUGUUGGUGCAGUGCUUUAGUCUUUUGGAUGUUGAGCCUUCCAUAAGCUUCUGCGAAGAUAUUUAGGAUGGUUUGGAGGUUAUCCUCUUGAGUGUGCACACACUAUGUUGUCAUCAGCAUAUUGAAGCUCUAUGACGAAAGUUGUGGUACCCUUACUCUUUGCUUUCAACCUACUCAAGUUAAAGAGCUUUCCAUCUGUUUGAUAUAUGAUUUCCUUUGACAAUGUGUAGGAUCAUGGCAAUGAAAAUAAUAAAUAGAGUUGGGGUGAUAAGACAUCCCUGUUUAAAACCUGAUUCUACUGUGAAUGGUUCACUUCGAGAGCCACUAUUAUCUGCGAUUGUUGCUAUCAUAUUAUUGUGGAGGAGCCGAAGGAUGUUCACUAAUUUAUCUGGGCAGCCAAUUUUCAGAAGGACAGUCCACAGAGCAGUACGAUUUACAGUGUUGAAGGCCUUAGGUCAAUAAGCGCCAUAUACAGGUGUUGGUUUUGCUCUCUGCAUUUUUCCUGAAGCUGUUGAGAAGUGAAAAUCAUGUCCACUGUCCCCUAGAAGUUCAAAAAUCAUUUUGGGAUUCAGGAAGGGUAGCCUCAGAUAUAGUUAGGAGAUGGUUUGCUAAGAUCCUUGCAAGAAUUUUGCCAGCUGCAGCUAAUAAAGAGAUGCCUCAAUAGUUUCUGCAAUCCAUUCUAUCACGUAUUUAAAAAGAGAUUGAUAAUCUUGGCAUCCCUAAAGUCUGCUGGGAUCUCCUGUCUCUCCCAGAUUUUUUUGAUGAGAUUGUGUGGUUGUUGUGUAAGUUCAAUUCUGCCCACUUUGAAGACUUCAGCAGGUAUCCCAUCAGGUCUACAGGCUUUGUUGUUUUUCAUUUGGUUAAUAGCUGUACACAACUCUCCCAGAUUUGAAGAUACUGCAAGCUCAUCUCUAAUUUGUUUUUGCGGGAUUUGUGAGAAGACCUCGGCAGCUAUGGGGGAGUUGCAGUUAAGGAGAUGCUGGUAAUGUUCUUUCCAACGCAGUGCAAUAGCUUCUUUAUCUUUUUGAAGUGUGGUACCGUCUGUUGAGCGUAGGGGGCAUAUGCUAUGAUUUAUUGGCCCAUAGAUGGUCUUUGUGGCUUUAAAGAAACUCUGUGCAUCAUGAGUGUCGACUAAGUGCUGGUUCUCUCGAACUUGUUUAUCCACUGGGAGUUCUUUAGUCCUCUGGUUCUUCUUUGAACCUCAGCCUUAGUGUAGGCAUGGUUUGGGUUUUUUUUCUUAGUGGCACAGUUUCUGUCUCUUUGCCAGAUCUGAAAGUCCUUCCUUUUCUUGUCAAUAAUGCAUUCAAUCUCACUGUCAUUCUCAUCAAACCAGUCCUGGUGUUUUUUGGUUUGGUAUCCAAUAGUUUGUUCACAGGCUGCAGUAAUGGAUGUUUUAGCUUGGUCCAGUGUUCCUUGAUGUUAUCAGGGAACUCCAAAAGCAGGUGGUGCUUAAGAGUCGUUUGGAGGCAAUCCCGCUUAAUAGGAUCUUGAAGGAUAAUUUGAGAGUAGCAGAGAUUAAUAUGAUGUUGUACCUGUCAUAGCAUUCCAGAUUUCUAUAUCUUAUAUUUUUGUUAUGAUGGGGAUUGAAUGCAUAAUUAAAAGAGCAGAAUAAAAGCAAGUUGAGUAUUUCUGUUCUAGGUGUUGAAACUAUAAUUUCAUUGGGUUAAGAUAUUUUGGCUCUUUAAAUAUGUAUUAAUUUUAUGGGUUUGUUGUAUGCUUUUCAAGCUUAGCUAUUAGCACAAUAUGAAUUUCAUGAAGAAUUCAGCAACAAAAAACAAUUUGCAGGAUUCUACAACUCAGAAGACCUGCCUAAAAAGAGAGGGGUCUCUCUCUCUCUCUCUCUCUCUCUCUCUCUCUCUCUCUCUGAAAAGGGCUAACUGAGCAGUUCUGGCAUAUCUCUGCUAAGAGAAAUGCACACAGUUUUGCAAAAGGCCUUAUUGCCAGGAAAGUAUCAUUGGCAAAGUAUUCUUUAUUGCUAAUAACCACACUACUUGUAUAUUGCUGAAAAUAUACAUGCUGUUUUACAGAGCAAAUUAAAGCCAUUUCUCUAUAUCAGAGACAUUAGAAUUAUUUUCAGAUUUCCUCAUACAAAAAUUUGACAGAUAUUAAAGAUACAGUGGAUGUUACUCACGUAAAAAGCAUUUUAUUUGUACCACCACUUGAGUUCUGUCUAUAAUAAAACUGCUUUAUACAAUCUAGUCAGAACUCUAGUGGCACAUGAAAAUUCAGAAUAGAUGUGAGAUGUUAUUUAUGUACAGUAGGCAAGAGAAAGAUGUAUGUAAGUGAAAUGAUUCCUGUUCACAGCAAUAAUCAACUUGUUUUAACCCUGCUUUUUUGCCAUUUUCAGGCAUGGGCAAUAUAUCACAGCAUGUCUAUAAAGAUAAUUCUACAUUGUAUUUAAAAUUGGAGGCCUUUUGGAAGUGGAAUAGAUGUGGCCUCUGUUUUUUCCCUAAAAUGUGUUCUUAUUCCACAAAUGUAAGAAGGAGACGUUUAGUUGUUCCGGAGUUAUAAACAAACAAAAACACGUUUAAAUUUUUUCCUCUGCAGUGUUUGUCUGAUCAUCCUGGAAGCCUGUAG
Messenger RNA from Podarcis lilfordi (Lilford's wall lizard), 39848 nucleotides. NCBI's taxonomy places the organism in Eukaryota, Metazoa, Chordata, Lepidosauria, Squamata, Lacertidae. The record is from the annotation of a GenBank genome assembly.